Molecule: messenger RNA, 1523 nt
Organism: Acipenser ruthenus (sterlet)
Lineage: Eukaryota; Metazoa; Chordata; Actinopteri; Acipenseriformes; Acipenseridae
Gene: cops5
Product: COP9 signalosome subunit 5
Exons: 8
Coding region: 211-1215 (334 amino acids)
Biological process (GO): protein deneddylation
Cellular component (GO): cytoplasm; COP9 signalosome
Molecular function (GO): protein binding; metallopeptidase activity; deNEDDylase activity
Source: RefSeq, a predicted model, not a curated record
UUUUUGUAACCCCCGUGAAUUCGGCAGUGGUGAAUCUCAAAACACGUCAUAGUCUGUUGCUGGUAUUGUUGAUGGGAGUUGCUUACUGUUGUAGAUUUUAGCACCUAAAUGUAUUAUUUUGAAUAAAUAAGUAUACUUUGUUGUUGUUUUCUGUUUAGCAGAACUAGCUACUAAUUCUAUAUCAGCAUAGCAAUACCAAUUAAUUAGGAAAUGGCCGGUUCGAGCACUGCGCAGAAGACAUGGGAACUCUCCAAUAGCAUGCAAGAAGUUCAGAGUAUUGAUGAAAUUUAUAAAUACGACAAAAAGCAGCAACAAGAGAUCCUGGCAGCAAAACCGUGGACAAAAGACCAUCAUUAUUUCAAGUACUGCAAGAUCACAGCUCUAGCCCUUCUGAAGAUGGUGAUGCAUGCCAGGUCAGGAGGUAACCUCGAGGUCAUGGGGUUGAUGCUGGGGAAGGUGGACGGAGAGACCAUGAUGAUCAUGGACAGUUUUGCACUGCCGGUUGAGGGAACUGAGACCCGCGUCAAUGCUCAGGCAGCAGCAUAUGAGUACAUGGCUGCAUACAUAGAAAAUGCAAAACAGGUUGGGCGACUAGAAAAUGCUAUUGGCUGGUAUCACAGCCAUCCUGGUUAUGGCUGCUGGCUGUCCGGGAUUGAUGUCAGCACUCAGAUGCUAAAUCAGCAAUUUCAGGAACCUUUUGUCGCAGUUGUUAUUGACCCAACUAGAACAAUAUCUGCUGGGAAAGUAAAUCUUGGAGCUUUUAGAACAUAUCCUAAGGGCUACAAACCUCCAGAUGAGGGUCCCUCUGAAUAUCAGACAAUUCCACUGAACAAAAUAGAAGACUUUGGAGUGCACUGCAAACAGUAUUAUGCUUUGGAGGUGUCUUAUUUCAAAUCUUCACUUGACCGUAAACUGCUGGAACUCCUAUGGAACAAAUAUUGGGUCAACACUCUCAGUUCUUCAAGUUUGCUUACUAAUUCGGAUUAUACCACAGGACAGGUUUUUGACUUGUCUGAGAAGCUGGAGCAGUCUGAAGCCCAGCUUGGCCGGGGCAGUUUUAUGUUAGGUUUGGAUACACAUGACAGGAAGUCAGAAGAUAAAUUGGCCAAGGCGACAAGAGACAGCUGCAAGACCACAAUAGAAGCUAUCCAUGGCUUGAUGUCUCAGGUUAUUAAGGAUAAACUCUUCAAUCAAAUUAAUACAUCCUCUACCUGAUCUCGGGGCACUACCUGGAAGCCAAGAUUUACGACAUGUCGGAUUUUGUUUCACCAACGCACAUAUCCUAGCUCUGUGUUUAAUAAUCUGUUAACUGUGGCUAGGCUUUUCAAAGGGGUGGAGUAGGCAUUCAUUGUGAUGUUUAUUCUGCUUAUGUUGCUCCUUUUUUUCAAACUGGCAUAUUUGAAGUAAUGCAUACAAGAGCAUUUUGACAUGACAUUUUAGUAAAGCUUCUCCAAACUGGAUUUUUUUUUUAUGUGACAUAAAAACAUGUGCACUUAAAUAAAAAUAAAAAAAUGAUUUCAUUG